CGGUGGUGCGCGAAAAAUUUCAAAACACCAAAAACGAACUUAGAACAUUGCCGUUAGCAACGGAAAAAACAUCAUUCAAAUAAAGUGUCGAUUUACGAGUACAUGAUUUGACAAAAAACAACAACAGCAGCAAAUGCAGUGCACUUGUGUUGUAAACGACGAGAAGUGAAUGUAAACAAGCGAGAAAAAAAGGAAACGAGACAACAAAGAUUGCGCCAAUUUCGUAACGGUAAAGUGAUAAACAGAUGCACCUUCACUUGCCGCGCCAUUGUUGUCGGUGCCUUACAUCUAAGUGUGCAAUAAACAGUGCACACACACACAUAUAUACUGUUGAUAGAAGCUGCAACACCAUCGAUUGGCUUUGCGGCAGCAGCUGCCUCCUGAUUGGUGACCCUUUAAUGAAGUAGAGUUCGGCAACCCAAACACCCACAACUACAAUUCGCUUUGUUCGCCCACCUGCACACACACAUACCAAUGCACGGCGGCGCCGGCAAUCAAAGUACCAUGAAAAUGUUCGAUUUCCUUGCCAUCCUCAUAUAUCUUCAAUUGUCUGCGAAUUUGUUGCCACAUUCAAACGCGCAACCCCAGCAGAGUUCAACGGUUUUUACAGAGUUUUCUGCAGAUUACAAAAAUCAGCACAACAACGAUGAGGUAAAAUACGCGUAUCACUACUACAUCGAUCAUCCGGAAUCCAUGGUGCAUUUGUACCAUCGUGAAGAGCGCAAUGGUGCGAGUGUCACUGGCGAGUAUGGUUUGCUGGAGCCCAACGGCAAUGUGCGUAGUGUCUACUAUAUGGUGGACGCGAAUGGCGGCUUUCGUGCCACUGUGCGCACGCGUACGGCAGCAAGCAGCACACGUCAACUGAUUCGAUUAGAGCAAAAACAACCUAAGGAACCAAUACAACAUGCCCAACCAGUGGCUUUUAUCAAUUGAGGGGAGUAUGUGGUAAUGCAAUAUGCAAUAGACAUGAGAGGAGCGUAUAUGUACUAAAACUCCAAAAAAUUAAUAUUUUUAUA
Bactrocera latifrons is the source of this 1016-nucleotide messenger RNA. It is a transcript of the gene Cpr62Ba, whose product is annotated as cuticle protein 8. The record is from RefSeq and is a predicted model, not a curated record. The coding region runs from base 475 to 933 and encodes 152 amino acids. Gene Ontology annotation, cellular component: extracellular matrix. Lineage: Eukaryota; Metazoa; Arthropoda; Insecta; Diptera; Tephritidae. The transcript has 3 exons.